Nerophis lumbriciformis (worm pipefish) is the source of this 768-nucleotide messenger RNA. The record is from RefSeq and is a predicted model, not a curated record. NCBI's taxonomy places the organism in Eukaryota, Metazoa, Chordata, Actinopteri, Syngnathiformes, Syngnathidae.
AUGCCGGCCAAGACCCCUAUGUACCUGAAGAGCAGCACGCCCAAAAGAGGCAAGAAGCCCAAACUGCGUGAUGUGCUAUCGGGCGACAUGAUCAGCCCCCCGCUUGGCGAUGUGCGCCACAGCGCCCAUGUGGGGCCGCGUGGCGAGCGCGACAUGUUCGGGGAUGUAGGAUUCCUCUCGGGGAAGAUGGACAUGUUGCCAGCGCGGAAAGGCGACGCUCGCUCACACAGCGUGGACGGAAGCAACGGGAACGAGGCCGCCGCCUCGGACUACUCCUACAACGGAUUCCACUACGAGCGCUCGUCUUCGGGUUUAUUGAAGAACACCAUCUCCAUGCCUGCCUUCGUCGCUCACGAACAAGCCCCGCCCAAGCCGCCGCGCCUUCAUUUAGAUGAUGGCAAGCAUGGCCACCUACAGCCCUCGGACGUCCACGACAAGCGGCAUGGGCGGCGCCCUGUAGAGAACGGAGGCGGGGACAUCUCCCUGUCACCCUCCCUCCGACGACUGGUCCCGUCGUCCGGGUCCUUCUCCGAAGUCUCGUCGGAGGAGUCUGUGUCCGACAUCUGCGGGCGGCGAGGCCUCAGUCUGGACUCAGACGCUGGUCUCAGCAAUGAGGAUCUGUGUGACGAUUCGCCAUACGGACUCUUCCCGCGAUCAGACUCCGUUGCGGCCUUGGACUUGGACCUGGAUUUGGGGCCGUCCAUUCUGGACGACGUCCUUGGAAUCAUGGACCGCUACAAGGACGUGGAGCACCGAUGCGAGCUAUGA